Messenger RNA from Nomascus leucogenys (northern white-cheeked gibbon), 1822 nucleotides. The record is from RefSeq and is a predicted model, not a curated record. NCBI's taxonomy places the organism in Eukaryota, Metazoa, Chordata, Mammalia, Primates, Hylobatidae.
AUACCAUUUGACCUUUCGAAGGUUCUCUAAGCAGUAUUUAACUGAUGCAAAAGGAACAUACUUGCAAUUGUCUACUUUUGACAUGACAGACCCUCCUCUUAGUUCACACAAUGUUCAAAAGGCACAAGUCCCUCGCUUCAGAACGCAAGAGAGCAUUACUUUCCCAAAGAGCUACACGGUUCAUACUGAAGGAUGAUAUGAGAAAUUUUCACUUUUUGUCAAAACUUGUACUCUCAGCGGGGCCUCUAAAACCAAUUCCAGCAGUCAAACAUUCAAAAACGACUCACUUUGAGAUUGAAAUACUUGAUGCUCAAACAAGGAAACAGAUAUGUAUUCUGGAUAAGGUGACACAAUCAUCUACUAUUCAUGAUGUUAAGCAAAAGUUUCACAAAACAUGUCCAAAGUGGUACCCUUCUCGAGUUGGUCUGCAGCUAGAAUGUGGCGGGCCUUUUUUGAAGGACUAUGUUACCAUUCAAAGUAUUGCAGCUUCCUCCAUUGUCACACUGUAUGCUACAGACCUAGGUCAACAAGUCAGUUGGACCACAGUAUUUUUGGCUGAAUACACAGGACCUCUGCUAAUAUACCUCCUCUUUUAUUUGAGGAUCCCAUGUAUAUAUGAUGGAAAACAGAGUGCUAGAAGAUUACGCCACCCGGUGGUACAUUUGGCUUGCUUCUGUCAUUGUAUACACUACAUCCGAUACCUUUUGGAAACCUUAUUUGUUCACAAAGUUUCUGCAGGACACACACCUUUGAAAAAUUUGAUAAUGAGUUGUGCCUUUUACUGGGGAUUUACUUCUUGGAUUGCCUACUACAUUAAUCAUCCACUAUAUACACCACCAUCAUUUGGAAACAGGCAAAUCACAGUAUCUGCUAUCAAUUUUCUGAUUUGUGAAGCUGGGAAUCAUUUCAUCAAUGUAAUGUUGUCUCAUCCCAGUCACACAGGAAGCAAUGCCUGUUUCCCAAGUCCAAAUUAUAACCCCUUCACAUGGAUGUUUUUCCUGGUUUCAUGUCCUAACUACACCUAUGAGAUUGGAUCAUGGAUUAGUUUCACAGUCAUGACCCAAACACUGCCAGGUGGUCUCACUGCCUAAGACAUCAAAAGAAAAAUCCUGACAAAUUUACACCAUCUUGUUAUCAAUAGUAAUGCUACAGGUAUAAUCCUGCAGUAGCCAUGUACACAUUUUUAGCCUUUAAAACCUAACCUUCAUUUAUAGGUUUUAGGAGUUACUAUUCAUAAGUAUGUACACAUAUGCCUAUGUAUAUGGGUGGGUGUGUAAAUGUGCACACUUACAAACUUUAAUGAUACUCUCUAAUAUAUAAGAUUUAUGUAAAUAAUAAGUUUGCAUUGCUGACUAAAAAAUUGUGCAUUUCCUUUAAUAUAAAACAAAUCUAUAUAAUCUCACAUAUUCAUGGUUUUUUUGCCACAUAUCUAAGUAACUUAAUUUUAGCUCAUGGAGUAUUUUGCAGGAGCAGCAUUCAACACUGCAUAGAUUAGUUGUAGGUGUCUCAGUUACAUUUACAUAUCAGUGUAUUUGGUGGGGAAAGAAGACGAAAAAUAGAACAUUUAAAUAUAAAAUUAAAAUAAAAUAUGACAUUUAUUUAUGAUAGAUGUCAUGAUUUGAUCAUAUUCAUAGGAAAAACAUUAAUGAAAAAUUUAAAUGCAGAAAAAUAUAUACACACACUACACAAAUUAACUAUAACAUUACUACCAUAGUUACUUAUUGAAGUAAUAUGCUGUCCUAAAUAUGUUUCGUUAUACCAUGCUCUCUCAGAGUUAACACUCUCAUCCUAUAAAUAAAAGAUAUAUUUUCAAAUUCUAAAA